Sporisorium graminicola is the source of this 2472-nucleotide messenger RNA. RefSeq lists its product as uncharacterized. The transcript has a single exon. The record is from RefSeq and is a predicted model, not a curated record. Bases 1 to 2472 code for a protein of 823 amino acids. Lineage: Eukaryota; Fungi; Basidiomycota; Ustilaginomycetes; Ustilaginales; Ustilaginaceae.
AUGAACUCGCCCAAGGAGCAAGAGGUCUUCCAUCCCUCUUCUGUCCCCGUCAAUCGCGCAAAGAAACAGCGCGAGGGUCGAAAACGCUCGUGCCAGUGUUGCUUCUACGUGGCUACAGUCCUCUUUGCCCUGCUUGGAGCCGUGGUCGUCCUUGGAGGAGGCUAUCUGAUUGCCAAAUUAACUCUCGGGUUCCUAUUCCCACUCAGAGAUCUCGCCCUCCCUCACAAACACACCCAGCCCUUCAAUGCUUCCCAAUUGCAUCCGCUCAUCAACUCACAAUCCACGUUCGAUAUCCAUGCAACGGUCCUCGAAGAUGUCACCGACCUGCUUGCUCGGGGCGAAAAGCUCCCAGACGACCAACUGUGGCAGACCUACGAACAAACGCUAAACACGCGAGACACCAAAGGCGUUCAGUCCAACUUUACACGGACAGACGUCGUUGUUUGGUCUGGAAAGGUAAUCGAGGGGGCUACCAUCGACUCGAAGAUACAUACUUCCAUUCCACUGCGCAUUCCAGUGCAGCCGCUCUACACCAACAAGUUAGGAAGGUCGUCUCUGCGAGCCAUCUUCAGUGUCUCAAUACCCGACGAGCAAGCCAAGACACUCGGCACGUUCUUCAACGUUUCUUACAUUCUUUCUGAUCGCGCACCGAUCCUGCCCAAACGAAGCAACUAUGCUCACUGGCCGACCGAUCUGAAUACUGCUCUCAUCGACGCCGGCAUCUCGACUUCGUUGCUCGAGCUCGUCCCGUCGCCCUUCUACAGAACAGACUCCGAGGGCUCGCCGGUCGAACGUACGAUUGACAACCGCAGUCAUAUAAGUCCGUUCUUUGACAGACACCCUCGAAAUCUUCACUUCCUGCAAGCAAGCUCCGACCAGGUCAACCAAGCAGCCGAAGGUCGACUUCCAGAAUAUCGAAACGGCGAUGCGAGGAUCCUGAUCCCUCACUUUAGGACGAGAUCGCGUGUCGGGCUGGUCAAGAGCAAAGAUGCAUUUGUCUAUGAUGAUGCCAUGUUGCAUCAGUUUGAAGGCAAGCAUAGGCUCAUGCGAACGUGUAACAACCUGGACAGUGCUGAGUGCGAACGGCCAUACUGGAAGCAUGCGUUUGAGUCGCUGUUCACUUUCACCAGGGCAGACUCUGAAGACCACGUCGAUGACAAGGACACGGGAAGAACGCAGCCAGACGUUUCAGCUGCAGCAGCGUCAGCCGUCGACAGCAAGAAAGAACAAAAAGCGCACUUUUACGGACCGGUGCUCACCCAAGUCUCGACACCAGCCGCAUCUCAAUUCCUUCGUCGCAUUCCGCAACGAGCGCCUACAAUCGAUGGUGCACACGAGCCUCAAAUCGUGCGAACAAACGCAAGCGCAGCAUGUGCCAUCCCUGCUGCCUCUUUGGAUGCCUCUCGCCAGUACUUUGAGUUUGACUGGCAGAUUUACUUCAGCAGUCACACGCUGAGACGAGUCCUGUUAGCCGAGUCGUCAUUCCCAACCAUAGUGUGGUCUCCUCCUUUACCCCUGGGCCCGGGCGAGGAGGGUGAUAGAGAGAUCGCCGCCAACUCAGUGCCCACUGAAGCUGCGACUCACAUGGUCGGACGGCUGCUUACAGGUGAUCGACUGCACUCCAAAGAUCAUCCUACUCCUCUCGUCAUCGGUAGCACGAUGGCAGUGAUUUGGCACUUCUUUUUUGAUGAGAUUCUGCUGAUCUGGUUCUGGUAUACUCGAAGAACGAGCACAGGUCUAUGGAUCGAAGCACAGUGGACUUGGAUUGUCAUCGUGAUGCUCAAGUUUGCUGUGGAACUGGCUGAUUAUGUCACGGCUGGCCAAGAGGGUUCCAUUAUCCUACUCCUAUACAGCGGGAGCCCUUUGAUUCACGUAAUCUUCAUGGUCACCACACUGCUUCACCUGAAGCGACCUGCAGACUACACCGGAUUUUGGUCGAACCCUCUUGCUUUCCGUCGUCGUCGCCUGACUCGACGCGAAGUUAAGAGCAUCAACCUGGCAAAAUCAAUCGACAAGCGACCUUUCUACGUGCUCUCCGCAGCCCUGGUCCUGAUCUGUCUCGGCAACGAGUAUUGGAUCUCCAUUCUCAAUCCUGCGGAACGCUGUGUACUCGGCGAUACAGAUGUGAAAGUCUCGUUGGCUCUCAGCCGACGCAUGUUCCAAGAGGCUACCCAAGCACUGACUCGGGCUCUGUUGCAAACACAGCUGCUGGCGCAGGCUUACUUCAACAACCGAUCUUCGACGUUCACCGGCUGUUUCCGCAUCUCUGCUAUCGGAACGGCGGCUCUUGCGUCCUUUGAGAUGCUCGUCGAGUGCUUGGCAUUGUUCUCAAGCUGGGCAGACCAACGUCAUACCUCUCCUAUUCGUCUUUACGAUUUUGUGGAGCUUGCCUUGUUGAUCCCGUUUGCGUACCAGGCUGUGCGGUACAAAGGCGUACCUCAGGUCGAAGUCGAGGACGAGGACGAGGAGUAG